AUGAAGUUCAACCCUGCAGUGUCCCGCGAUUCCGGAAAGAACCGUAAGCAGCACUUCAAUGCUCCAUCUCAUGAAAGGAGAAGAAUUAUGUCUGCUCCCCUCACGAAGGAGUUGCGUGCUAAACACGGGAUCCGAUCAAUCCCAAUUCGAGUAGACGAUGAGGUUAUCGUAAUGCGAGGUCGUCAUCGAGGAAACACUGGACGAGUAAUCCGUUGUUAUCGUAAGAAGUUCGUUAUCCACGUCGACAAAAUCACUCGUGAGAAGGGAAACGGAUCUACUGUGCACAUCGGAAUCCACCCUUCGAAGGUCGCUCUCACUAAGCUGAAGCUUGACAAGGAUCGUCGUGAUCUCGUUGAAAGAAAGGCCGCCGGCCGUGCUAAGGCCCUCGGAAUACUCAAAGGAAAGCACACUGAUGAAAGCGUUGCCUAA
Messenger RNA from Haemonchus placei, 429 nucleotides. NCBI's taxonomy places the organism in Eukaryota, Metazoa, Nematoda, Chromadorea, Rhabditida, Trichostrongylidae. The record is from the annotation of a GenBank genome assembly.